Messenger RNA from Aplysia californica (California sea hare), 2287 nucleotides. RefSeq lists its product as uncharacterized. The transcript is spliced from 5 exons. The coding region runs from base 183 to 737 and encodes 184 amino acids. The record is from RefSeq and is a predicted model, not a curated record. NCBI's taxonomy places the organism in Eukaryota, Metazoa, Mollusca, Gastropoda, Aplysiida, Aplysiidae.
GCGACAGUGCAUGUUUUUUGCUGAGCUAGCAACGCCUUCGUUUGGUCUCUUUUGUUCAAGCAAGCAGCAAGAUCAUUGAGCAUCGUCCUCUGUGAACCUGCACGGAAGACUGCUGUUAACUCCAACGAAAGCAUUUCAAACUGAUCAGCACAAACGAUCUAUCUAAUUGAAGCAGGGUUAAGAUGGCGGAUAACAAAUGCAUUUACCUCGGGGUGUCCUUGGGAUUCCUGAUUGUCGCAGUCAUCUUGACAGGCAGCAGCACGGCUGUGGUCUUCCAGUGUACACCCUUCCAAGGAUGUUUCUACCAAGGCUGGGGAGAUGCGUUCCUGCCCAGAAUAGCGUCCAUGUUGCUGUUUGUGUCCGCGGUAUUGGGCGUGGUCUCCCUGGUCCUGCUCAUCCUGUACAUGGUCAACUCGGAGUACUCGGACAUGCCGGGCAACACGGCCAUCUGUGCUCUCCUCGCUGGACGGAACUACAAUGAUUUGCAAUUUUCAACUUGCAUUUCACCAUCAGCAUUGUGCCAAAUUAUUCCAGAAACAUGCCGGGUCAUGUGGGAUUCUCUUGUCAGAGAAUAUUAUGAAGCUGUAUUGAUGCUCGUCGCGAGUGUCCUCAUCUCGAUUCACUACAGCUCAGGUCUGGGUUUGUCCACUCCCGCCUUUCUCUUCUACAUCAUCGGAGGGGUGGCCGCUGGCAUGUUGAACAAAGAGCUGAACGGACAAUUUUGCAGCUUCUUUUAAAAUUGUUUAGAUUAUUAUUUGCUCGUUAUGCACAUGUAUACCAUCACUUUUCUCAACAAAUGUAUUGUAGUGGGUGGUUGGCGAGCACUCUGGAGUGGUUUUCUCUUUCUUUCAACUAACCUAAACUAAACUAAACUUAACUAUAAACUAAACUAAACGUUGUUGAUCAGAAGAGAACCAGAAGGGUUUUAAAAAUGAAAUUGCUGUGGCGUUGGGUCUAGUUUCAAAUCCAUCACAUUUAGGUGGAGUAGUGUCUUUGGCAUACUACGCUGUAUUCUAUGUCGCUUAUAAAAAUAAUAUGACAACAGAGCAGUCGGAGUUAUAGCUCAUCGUACGAUAUGAUGUAUUAGGUCCCUAAAUUUGACCAACAUGAGCCUUCAAAACAAUCUCUUUGGAGUUAAAUGUAUAGACUGUGUCGGAAGAGGUGUAAACAUUUGGUAGAAAACCCCCCACAGUGGAAGUUCCUCCACUUCCGAAGGAAGCAAUGAGUUUCUUGUCAGCUUCAAAAGACAAUCUCAAUCCCAGAAGACUUCUUUGUCAGAAGCUGCUACCUUUGUUGUUGUUGUUGUUGUUGUUGUUGUUGUUGUUGUUGUUGUUGUUGUUGUUGUUGUUGUUGUUGUUGUUGUUGUGGAAGCUACGCUUUUUAGGAAAAAAAAUCCAUGUCUAUUGACAGUCAAAGCCAUCCUUCACACCGGAAGCCUUGCAUAUCUUCAGUUCCAGACACAAAAGCCAUAACAACAUAUUUCGUGGGCCAGCUGCCCAGGCGUAUUAAACCCAACAUUUUGAAAUUUUAUUUUUUAUUUCAGAUCAUAAUGUUUAGUUUACUGGUAUCGACUGCGUGUAGAUCUAGAAAUAUGUUGUCGAAAUUCAAUAGUUAGAUGUAAAAAAAAAGCAAGACAAGGCACAUACGUACGUGCACAUGACAAAAGAAUGUUGCAUGUUUUUAAAAAAAACACAACUCUUCUGAAAUGUUUUGCUUUCUGAGCUUGGAACUACAGAAUAGUUUGCCGACAAUUUCUUGAUCAACAAAUGAUGAUGAGGCCCAGGUGUUUCAAAAUAGGUUUCAGUUCAGAGUUUUAAUAAAACACUAGAGGGAAAUUGAUUUAUUGAUGAGGAUUUCGUUGCUGUCGGCUAUGCAGAUGAGCAUAGCAAUCCCUGUUUUAUUUAUACCAGUUUAUACGUGUUGGCAUGAUUAUGUAGGAUCUUAUUAAUACAAAACUCAUCUUUCUCAUUUUUGUCUUUCGGCUGUUUUAAAAAAUGCAAACGUCCGAUCCAUCAGUUUACAUCAAGUUCAAUGCCAGCUUGCUUUCAACAUUCAUGUUUUGUGUAGUGUGUUGUUUUAUUUUGAAAUAUUCAUAAAACUAUUCAUCAGAAACUUAAGUAAAGCCAAUAAAUCUCUGCUGUGAGCAAAAGUUUCUAUCUCGUUCAGCGGACAAAUGUCACAAGCUGUAAAUGAAUUUUACAUGUAUAAAAAUGUGUGUGGCUUUUAAAAAAGUAAAAUGCUGAUACCAUUUAGUAUUUUCAAUGAAUGGAAAAUAAAUGAUGAAACA